AUGGAACCAGAGCCGACCAUUAGCGCUCUCCUUGAGGCUGUCACAGCCCUCACAGCCACCGUUGGGUCCUUACAGGACCAAAUCCGCUCCCAAGGCCAACAGCUCAGCGAACUUAAAGCCAUAUGCAAAGAGACCGCGGACCUUCUUGGAGACAAGGACCAAGGGGGAACCACCCAAACCCAAGCACAGCCUGGCCCAUCGGCUGGGCCUAUCACCCCUCCUUCUCACACAAGAGGUCAAGCCGACACUCCAAGAACGGCUAGGCCUGGGUUCAGGGACCCCUUCCGUCCCACCAGAGGCACCACUGGGUACGACUCCGAGGAAGAACCUCCAAGGAGGAUCAAGGAAGAACCUCGCAGAGCGCUUAGGGAUCUGAGGACCCUCACUCCCUUCAGUUCGGGCUUGGACACCAAACGUCCCAAAAUGGAGCUACCGGACCCAUUCAAAGGGGAAAUUUGA
Molecule: messenger RNA, 459 nt
Organism: Rhizoctonia solani
Lineage: Eukaryota; Fungi; Basidiomycota; Agaricomycetes; Cantharellales; Ceratobasidiaceae
Exons: 1
Coding region: 1-459 (152 amino acids)
Source: RefSeq, a predicted model, not a curated record